ACCGGCACCGGGACCUGCUCCGGGCACCGGCGCGGGGAGGGCGGCGCCGCGCUGGACCGUCUAUAUAAUUGCUGAGGCUCUGUAAAAUGGCUUUACGCUUCCGCAAUGUUAUCCCGUAUGCCAUACCUGGAGUGCUGGCACUUCUUGGCUGCUGGUGGAUCUAUUCCCAUAGAAAAAAGCAUGCAAGCUAUCACAACAAACAAGCAAUAGCCAUUGAAGAAGAGCAGCAGGAAGAAGUGCCAGAGAAUGAUUCAUCACCCAAAACAGAAGCAUGUGUUCCUCAAAGACUGCCUCUCUCGUCGGAAGAGGAAUGCCCAGAGAAUGAAACCUCAACCUCCCUGCUGUCAGCAGGGUCGACGACGCCCUCUCUUCUGUGUCAGACUCAUGAGAGGCUAGAUCUCUCACAGAACCUUCCAGACCUGCCAGUAACGACAAUUCAGCCCAGCACCCUUGAGGACGACAGUGAAAAACUAGAAACAAUAGGAUCUCAAGAUGAAAGCAGUGUCCCUGCCUGUGUUUCUCUCUCUCUGACCUCAAAGAGCACGGAGUGUCACGGCAGUGCUACAGUGAGCCUUAUACAGGAUUCAAGCGCUAGUGCAAAUCAAGAUCAGUGGCCAGCAGCAUCAAUGACACUGACACAAGAGCCUUUGGGAAUCACGGACGAGAUCAGAAAUGCAGAGCAGCCAGAUGAUUCUUCAUUUAAGCCCCCUAAGGAAAGCCAGAUGUCAGAAAUUGUGCUAUCGGAUACUGGCUCUGUGACAGCCCUUUGCUUGGGAUUGGAGAAGGAAGCCAAUACCCCACAAGCCUUUCUCAAUAAUGAAGUUGAAGUUGUAUCAAGUCACAAGGAUUCUGCAGUGAGCGUGUUACCAGAUACUUUGGAGUCUGCCUGUUUGGAGCAGUCCAGGGAAGAAGAGAUGUCUGAGUCAAUUGCCAAUACUGUACCUGUGUGUCAGGAGGAGGACACACAGCCAAAAGGAGAUGAAUUGGAAAGAGAGAAGACUGGAGGAGUGAGUUUGGACAAGGAAGAAGCUGAGAAAAUUGAGCAAGUAGCAAUACAGAUCAUUUCCAAGGUCAUUUUGGCAGCAACUGAGGAAGUGCUGUCUGGUUCUGCAAGUGGUGUGUCCACUUGGAUCUGCCAGGCUGCUGCCAGCCAAGUUGAGACACCUCUGGAGAUGGCAAGUGUUGUUUCCUCUGAUCAGAUGCUUGCAGAGGAAACUACGGUAGCUGAUGAGAACAUUGGUGAUGCUGCGGUACUGACAUCCCCGCAGGCAGAGGAACAGGAUCAGAGUGUGACAGAUUCCAGCUGUUUAACACACGGCCGUUUAUCCGGCCCUGUUCAGGGAGACAGAAAAGACUGUUGGAUGAAGAACCGUGUGUGCAGUGAGGAAGUGCUGUCUGGUGCUGCAAGUGGUGUGUCCACUUGGAUCUGCCAGACUGCUGCCAGCCGAGUUGAGACACCUCUGGAGAUGGCAAGUGUUGUUUCCUCUGAUCAGAUGCUUGCAGAGGAAACUACGGUAGCUGAUGAGAACAUUGCUGCAAAGGGUGAUGCUGCGGUACUGACAUCCCCGCAGGCAGAGGAACAGGAUCAGAGUGUGACAGAUUCCAGCUGUUUAACACACGGCCGUUUAUCCGGCCCUGUUCAGGGAGAUGCAAAAGACCGUUGGGUGAAGAACCGUGUGUGCGGUGAGGAAGUGCUGUCUGGUGCUGCAAGUGGUGUGUCCACUUGGAUCUGCCAGGCCGCUGCCAGCCGAGUUGAGAGACCUCUGGAGAUGGCAAGUGUUGUUUCCUCUGAUCAGAUGCUUGCAGAGGAAACUACAGUAGCCGAUGCGAAUGUUGCUGCGAAGGGUGAUGCUGCGGUACUGACAUCCCCGCAGGCAGAGGAACAGGAUCAGAGUGUGACAGAUUCCAGCUGUUUAACACACAGCUAUUUAUCCGGCCCUGUUCGGGGAGACAGAAAAGACUGUUGGAUGAAGAACCGUGUGUGCAGUGAAUCCCAAGGUGUUGAUCGGACUCCUGUGGAAAACCAUGGAGGGUCACUGGAAAAGUCACCUUUGGUUAUGGAGGACUCUGGGUGCAGCACAUACGCAUCUGAAGGUGGGGCAAGUGUGGAGGACCCAUUGCAGAACACAACGCUGUCUGUCGCAUCAGGCCAGCAUUCGGACUCACUGAGCAUAUCUGCAACCCAAGACAUGUCUGCUGAGCAGAGCUCAGUACUAGGUGAAAAACCUGCUACUCUGAAGCUACCUGAAGACAUCAAAGUGCCCUACAGUAAUGGGAUACUGAAAGAGGGUGGUCCAGGCUUGCAUCAUGAGUGUAGCAGGGCAGCAGGGAUGGAUGGAGAUCAUUCAGGAGGUUCGGAUGUAAAUAGCAUGGAUUUUGUGGACAGUGGCUGUGCCAUGAGGAAGACAGUGAGUCGCCAGAACUCUAAGCUAGGAGGAGAAUCCAGCAAGUCUGACUUCGUUAUCUGGGAAAUAGAGGUCCCAAAGGAAUUAGUUGGCCGCUUGAUCGGCAAACAAGGAAGAUACAUGAGCUUCUUGAGGCAAGCGUCUGGUGCUAAAAUUUAUGUCUCAACACUACCUUAUUUCCGUGACUCCCAAGUCUGUCACAUCGAAGGCUCCCCACAUCAAGUAGAAAAAGUACUGAGCCUGAUUGGCAAGAAGUUCAAAGAGCUGUGUCUCACCAACAUCUACGCUCUACCUCCACCAACACCAUUGACACUUCAUUCCCUCCUUAUGACUGCCUGGCUGUUUCUCCCAGACGGAGUCACUGUAGAGGUGGUCGUGGCAAACCAAGUCGAUGCAGGGCACAUGUUUCUACAGCAGCAUACACACCCCACUUUCCAUGUCCUGCGUAGCCUUGACCAGCAGAUGUAUGCCUGCUAUUCUCAGCCUGAAAUUCCUACCCUGCCAACUCCAGUAGAAGUUGGUAUUAUCUGUGCGGCUCCAGGCCUGGAUGGAGCAUGGUUACGGGCUCAAGUUAUUAGCUACUUCGAAGAGACCAGUGAAGUGGAGCUCAGAUACGUGGACUAUGGAGGAUAUGACAAAGUGAAGAUCGACACACUCAGACAAAUCAGGUCUGAUUUUUUAUCACUACCUUUCCAAGGAGCAGAAGUUUUACUAGACAACGUGGUGCCACUUCCAGAUGAGGAUCACUUUUCAUCUGAAGCUGACGCGGCUGUCAGUGAGAUGACCAGAGGCGCAGUCCUAGUGGCACAGGUCACAAAUUAUGACAGUGCAACAGGUCUGCCACUGAUACAGCUGUGGAACUUGAUGGGAGAUGAGGUGGUGUCAAUAAACAGAACUCUGGUGGAAAGAGGACUUGCUCAGUGGCUUGACUACUAGCAAUGUCCUUGACGCCUCGACAACUUUCUGCAGAGAAACACAAAAGAAGAAAUCUAGUUCUGCACUGUUACAAUUUGGUUUGGCAACCUCUCAUGAGAAGAUCUCUUUACACCUGCGUGCUGAGUUCUGUGGUCCAUUGAAACGCGUUUUGCUCGACUGUUACCAUUUCACUAGAAACACAUACCUCAUCUCAGUGAAAGGCGGGGUGUUAAAAGCCAUAAUGACAGAUACUGUAGCUUUAAAGCAAAAAAUCCUCCCUGCCCUCUACUCAAAAGCGGAAUGGAAAAAACCUUAAAACCUUGGGGCUUGCUUGAAGCUAGCGAAUGCCCCUGAAACCUUAACUGUGGUUGCAUUUUUGUUCAAGAUGUAUAAUGCCCCAUGAACUUAGUGUCUACUUUUCCUAAAAGUUACAUUGGUUGUCCUUUUUUAACAGGCUCUGCCUAUGAAAUUAAUGAAUGUUAUUAAGGAAUUUAAUGUUCAGUUAUGGAUUUUUCUAUAUUGUGCCACUAACCUGCACAAACAACAUUCAUCUUGUGUCUUCCUUGUGCCAGGAGGUAGAUGAAUUGCAUUCGUUGCACUCACUGUGGCACAUGUCUGGCUGCAGUCAUGGUUUUUUGGCUUGAUAUGCUUAAGGAAGAAAGCUGCUCUGUGCAGGUACUUGAAGUGCAGGAUAUGUUACCACUACAAUUUUUGCUCUGAAAUGUCAUGUAUUUAAAGAAAAGAACUGAUUGCCAAGCCCAAUUGUAGUUUAUAUUUUUCUAGCUGUGCAAGUCUGUAAAUAUAUAUAAAAAAAACAUUGUAAUAUUUUGUACAAGAAAAACACUGGAAACAAAGGGAACUUUACAGAAACUUUUUCACACCAAAAUGUCCUAUGUAGGUAGAACUGGUUUGGAGUGCAUUAGGGUAGCCAGCAUAUUUGGAGCGUCUGAAUGUUGGGAGUGUUCCAGCUCUGCUGUAUACAGGAGUAGUAUUCCCUUAGAUUGCUGUCUGGUUUGAAUUGUGAUCACUGCAUUCUUUGCUAUGUUGCUGUACAGAUCUGUUUAAAAAAAAAAAAAAGUAACAAGUUGGCAUUAAUAUUGCAGUGGUGUUCUCUCUCAAUUUUUUUUGCUCCUUUUUAGAUUUCUAUUACAUAUUUAAAAUUUUGCUCAAGUAAUUUAAGCUGACUUAAUACUCUUAAACACAUGCCCUCUAAUGUAUAUCAUUUUAGAUAUGUAUUGAGCUGGGAUUUAUUGCUGGCAGAGAAGAUACUUGCCAGGAAAAUGUUGAUGUAGUCAAUCCUCAGAAGUUUUUUCAGGUGGAUUCAAGGAUGUCCUUACAUCCUAUGAGCUAACAUGUCAGUGCGUCACACAUUUUGAUAGUUGCCUACAAAAGCAUUUGGUCCAAUCCCUUCUGAUAUGGUAUGGUUAUAUCCUUUUUUUUUUGAGUUCUCUCCGAUUUGGCACUUAUGAUUUAAUGUUCAUGUUUGCAAUAACAUCCAAUGAAAACUAAAUUUGGUAACUCAGUUAAAUCUAUAAAACAUAUAUCCUCUUGGAAUGUUUCUUUCCAUUUCAAUUAAAGCUCGAAUUUUAAGCCGUCUUA
Messenger RNA from Gymnogyps californianus (California condor), 4919 nucleotides. RefSeq names its product A-kinase anchoring protein 1 (gene AKAP1). The transcript has 12 exons. The record is from RefSeq and is a predicted model, not a curated record. Gene Ontology annotation, molecular function: RNA binding. The coding region runs from base 87 to 3341 and encodes 1084 amino acids. Lineage: Eukaryota; Metazoa; Chordata; Aves; Accipitriformes; Cathartidae.